Molecule: messenger RNA, 4398 nt
Organism: Hymenoscyphus albidus
Lineage: Eukaryota; Fungi; Ascomycota; Leotiomycetes; Helotiales; Helotiaceae
Source: the annotation of a GenBank genome assembly
AUGCCCUCCCUUGAAGCUCUGCGGGCCCGAGAAGUGUACCGGUAAAGCUAGUGCUGCUCUCGUUGGUUAAUGAAAACUAAUGAGCUGCUUCACGCAGUUAUUAUCAACCUUGCCCUCAAUCACCCUCCCUCAAACUUUCCCCCUCGAUUGACCAAGAAAACAUAUCUUCAUCCUCCUCUGCACCUGUCACUGCCUCUUUCGAAUUUGAUACCAGUCUUACCAACCCAGCGAACCAAGAUUUGCGCUCGUUUUCAGACACAGCAUUGACAGCUUUUGCGCAAUUGAUAGCUAUUCGCCUUGCCUGUCAAAGAGCUGUGGUCUCUUUGAUCGACUCCGAACGCGAAUACUUUUUAGCUGACUCGACUACCCCUCCUCAAAGCCUGCCGAAUGAUGAAUGGGUUCCGCAGAAUACCUGGUCAUCGAGUCGCGAUGGAGUUCUCCGUGCACAAUCAUUAUGCGAACGGACAUUGCAGUUGGGGAUAGAGGGGAAUGGCGACAAACAUGGGUCGAGUUCCAUACCAAUAGUCUUCAUCUCCGAUUUGCAUCAAGAUGAUCACUUGUGCCAUCUUGAUUGUGUCAAGGGAGCUCCAAACUGGGGCUUUUAUAGCGGGGUACCUUUAGUCAAUAAGAAUGGUGUGACUAUUGGUUGUGUAUAUGUGGUGGACGAAAGGCCCAAGACUACUCAAUUCACCAAGGAGCAAAUCUUAUUCUUACAAACUAUGACUUUAACUAUCAUGGAUCACCUUGAAAACAACCGGGCUAAGGAAGAUAUGAUUAUCGUUACGCGCAUGAGUCAAGCACUGCACGCUUUCAUUGAGGGAGAUGGUAGCAUGGACGGUGAUUGGGAAAUACUGAAACGAUAUAAUCUCCCACUCGGUGCUGGCGUUGAUUUCAAAUGGGAAAGCAAUAAAGAUGAGGGAAGCACAGGCGAAUCCCAUCACUACAAGAACCCUGUGGUAUAUGAUCUUCCCACCGACGAGUUUGAUCCCACUCGCAGCCCGGGCAUGUCUCCUUUGCAACACACAUCCAGCUUCAAUGGCGCAAAGGGCCUCAACAAUUCUCCUUGGGGAUCUUCAAGCGAGAUACCACAUUCACAGGAAGCUGAAAAAGCAAGGGGCGGAACCAGUCGCGAAUAUUCCGGGGAUAGUUUUUCAGAUCUCCUUCAUGGAACAUUUUCUCGAGCUUCCAACCUUGUUCGCGAAGGAAUGAAGCUGGAUGGAGCUGUUUUCUUUGAUGCUCCGUUUCGAUUUUACCAUGGACGAAAUACCCUGGAAGCCGACCUUCGGGGUUUUGACGUGAGGAGUACUGAAAGUUCGAGCGAAGAAGAGGACCUCGAGCCCCUAACUUUGGCCCGACCGGGACCUCGUCCAUAUGUUUCUUCCAGUUACCGUGGCUCUUACACAAGCACCUAUUCUGACCACGAUCGAAAGGAUCGAGGGGAUACCCGAAGUAUGACUUCGAAUUCGUCUAUCAACGCUGAUGCAAAAUCCGAUAUAUUAGGCUUCUCCACGAGACAUUCAUCUUCCUGGAAAGAUAAAGAUACAAGCCCUCCCAAAACAUUCAGCGCAAUUGAUCAAUCGCUUCUGACCGCACUCGUGAGGCGCUAUCCGCAAGGAUCUUUAUUUCGCUUUGAUGAAGAUGGUCCAGUAAUACCAGAUGAAUCUCAGUUGGUACGGGGAUCUCAAGCGACCAUCUUGCCACCCGUGAUGGAAGAGAUCAGACUCAGGAGAGAAAAAAGAAUAGCCGCUGAAUUGAAGCGUUUGCUGGCUGCUUUUCCGGGCUCACGGCAGAUUUUCUUCGUACCUUUAUACGAUUCUACGUCUGGCUGUUUCAUUGGUUCUUUUGCAUGGUCAACAUCGGCAACUCGAAGCUUUACAGAAGGCAACCAUUUAUCAUACCUCGUGGCUUUCGGUCACAGUGUAAUGUCCGAAGUUUCUCGUCUCAAUACACUAAGCGCAGAUCAUGCAAAGGGCGAUUUUAUCAGUAAUGUAUCACAUGAACUGAGAAGUCCCCUCCACGGAAUUCUUGCAAGUGUGGAGUUCCUGGCCGAUACUACGCUUGAUGGCUUCCAACGAAACCUAGUGGAAACGGUUGACAUUUGUGGCCGUACCCUUUUGGACACCAUCGAGCACGUUUUGGAUUUUUCCAAGAUCAAGAAAUUUGGCCAAGAUACUAUGCAACCUAUGGGCAGUGUCUCCGAUCUCGAUAUCUCUGCAAUCAUCGAAGAAGUCAUCCAAGGUGUUUUUGCUGGAUUCGAAUUUAAUGGUCUCUCCUCCCAGGGUUUGGCGGAUAUGACACAAAGUCACAAAGGAAUCUUAUCCCCAGGAGGAGGACAAGAGGCAAUUCGCGCCUCCAAUCGUCUUCCACCCGAUGGUACAAACCAAAACCUCACUGUGAUUCUAGAUAUUGAUUAUAAAGAACGAUGGAAAUUUCCUACAGUCCCGGGUACCUGGCGUCGUCUUACUAUGAAUGUUUUUGGUAACGCCUUGAAGUAUACUCCUUCAGGAUUUAUCAAAAUAAAGCUUGAGUCAAAGACUAUGCCAUCUGCCAAUAGUGGAUCAAAUACAAAUGACGAGGGGAAAACAAUGGUUAUCUUGACCUUGAGCGAUUCAGGGCAAGGCAUGUCAAGUGAUUUUAUGAAAACCAAAUUGUUUAUGCCUUUUUCUCAGGUUUGGACUCACACAUCCAGCCUACAUAUUCUAGGUCUCUUCAGACAAAACUAACAUUUCAAAGGAGGACGUGACCGCCCCUGGAACUGGAUUAGGUAUGAGUAUUGUGAAACAGAUUGUCGAUUUAUCAGGAGGUACUAUUGAUGUACGCAGCGAAUUACGCCAAGGGACUGAAAUCAAACUAAGUCUACCAUUGGACAACUGUCAAUCGGCUCCAGAAUCCGAUCUGAACCAAAUGGAAGAACCCAUUGAGGUAGUUCGUCGCCGAGGCAGUGGUCGGACUGUCAUGAUUAAGGGUUUCCAUCCGGGUCCACACUGCACGAAGAUUCAGCGUGGAGCUCUUUCCAGUUUAAAAGCCUCAAUUGAGCAGUAUGUCACGAAAUGGUUCAGUUUAGCCAUUGUCACUGCAAGCUCCAACCCCGAUAUCAUCAUUUGCGAUGAAUCAGCAUUCCACCAAUCAUCUAUAGCGGAUCUCAAAUUCCGCAUUUUGAUUAUUCUUUGCAGCAACGGGACUCAGCGACAUAUCUACUCUUCCCAACUAGAUACCGGGCAAACGCUCGAGUUCGUGAGCACACCUGCUGGACCGCACCGUCUAGCAAGAGCGUUGCUGAACUGCUUCGAUGCGGAGAUCGCAGCUUCACUCCAACCCCUCACAGCCGACAGCACUAACCCAGGAUUCCUGAAGAUAGGUGUGGAUGAGGCUCGUGGGCCAGUUGUGCCUGCAAACUUGGCGGAUAAUAUCGUGGUAGACCCUGAUGUUGGGAGGGCCUUGAGACUGAUUGGGAAACUCCCGACUUCCAUCGGCUUUUCGCCUACUACUUCAUUAAAGAAGAUCUCAUCUGGGAGCGGUCUUUCUCGAACCCCUAGUGUUAGUUUAGAAACACCACAUGUCGGGAAGACAGCGGCGGAAUCGACUUUGAGCUCGACAGAGAAUGCUCUUCCUGGUCAAUCUCUCUCCACAGAAGGAAGUAUCGGAUCAUCAAAAGAAAAGGUCGUCGGUGCCACGCCCAGUGGGCGGGUGCCCAAAAUGCUCUUAGUAGAGGUAAGACUUGUUCUGUACACCUUUCCAUGUUUACUUCGCUAAAGCAAAUCCCAAGGACAACCCAAUCAACAUGAUGCUCCUCGAGACCUACAUAAAGAAGAACAAGUGGGAGCUUGAAAAAGCCAGCAACGGCUUACUAGCCGUGGAGGCCUUUGAACGGCGAAAGGAGGGGUUCGAUGUUAUUUUCAUGGGUAAGAUUUCCCAAACCCAUCCCUUAAAACACAGAAAGACCGAUCUCCUCAUCACUAACUCCUUCCUUCCCCUCUAGACGUCUCCAUGCCCAUCAUGUCCGGCUACGAAUCCACCCGUCUCAUCCGACAAAUCGAGCACACCCGCCGUCUCGCCUUCGACCAGCAACAACAAAUCCUCACCCCCUCCUCCUCCUUCCCCUUCAACACCCGUCCUCCACACUCCCACCCAUCCACCCAAUCCAUCGACCUCCACCUCUCCACCCCGGAGCUCCAACGGAACCCACCCGCGUUAAUCAUCGCACUCACGGGCUUCAGCUCCCAGAAGGACCAAGAGAUGGCGUUCCAAGCUGGCGUGGAUGUGUUUAUGACGAAGCCCGUGAGGUUUCGGGAGGUGGGGGGGAUUUUGGAGGGCUGGGCGAGGGCUUUUGGGGUGUGGAGUGAGAAUGAGGGGAUGGAGGGGGAGGGGGAGGGGGAGAGUAGGACGCCGAAGGGGUGA